Molecule: messenger RNA, 2487 nt
Organism: Fusarium subglutinans
Lineage: Eukaryota; Fungi; Ascomycota; Sordariomycetes; Hypocreales; Nectriaceae
Product: polyketide synthase
Exons: 2
Coding region: 1-2487 (828 amino acids)
Molecular function (GO): protein binding
Source: RefSeq, a predicted model, not a curated record
AUGGGAGACAACGCACUAGAGCUGCCAGUCCUAGAAGAAGCAAAGCCCACCGUGAGACUCAAAGGCAAAGAAAACGAGUAUGUCGAGACUCUAGAGUAUAAUACUUUCCAGUCUCGAGGUGGGAACCCAGAAACCCUCAUGGACGAGGAACGAUGGCUUGACUUUCCUGUUCAUGUCUCACGCCCCUUGAAAAAGGCUAAGAUUCACGGAUCCGACAGAGAUGCUUCUCUGCCACCCAUGGAAACAUCUGGGACGACAACCAUCUGGAACCCAGAACCAGUCUCUGGCCUUGGAAAUAACCGCAUUUCGAAAUUAGACAUUGGUCGAAAGGCGACUGAGACACAUGUGGCCGUUAAGCUAGCUGCCAGAGCUAGUAAUUCUAUCAACAGACUACACUGCAGGACAAAAGAAUGGAUUAGUACCGCCAAUGGUAUGCAGCUCAUAACGAACAUCAAGGUCAGCGGCGUGUUUGUAGGGAUAUCUGCAUUAAACUACAACGCCAUCUUCAUGAUGAAGUCGAGUACUCAACAUUUACCGGAUGGCUUUAAUGGCCUCUCAAGGCGGCAAACUAUCAAAAACAUGUUGAAUUUAGACAACACAGAACUUGUCGAACUAGUAUUUGGGCCAGAGCAUUACGUACAAGGGCAAGAGAUCAUUUGGACCGAGAACAUGCUGAUCCCAAGCAACAUGUCAUAUGUCAAACGCGCACUCCAUGGACACUUGGAUGAUGGUGAGAAAACUCGGUUCAUGCAGCUAUUGAGGCGAGAACACCACCUCCUUGUGUCUGGGAAUGGUCCAGCUGGUGUUGCUAAGACCCUCCCGUCCAAUGAAGCGCCAAGUCGAAAGCCAUUGAUUUGUCGCGCUAUUCAAGGUGGAAAGGGUUACAACGAUCUACAUUUCAUCUUGAGGUGGCCUCCAAUGGCACUGCUGGAGUUUCCCGGAGACAUGAUCAACGAAAUGCAAAGCUUUCUCGACAGAUAUCCUUCUGACAAUGUGCCCUUGAACAUUGCACUGGCCGCAACAAUUGUCUAUUUCGAUAUUGAGGAAACAGACGACCACGACAUGGAGGGCUUUGUGGAUUCCUUUCCUGGGCGGAAGCCAGCUCUUGUGCAAAAAGCCCCCUUAGCAACUUUUAUUAUAUACUUUCCUCACAUGCUGAGAUCCCACCGCGAUCCCCUCGAAGUCUCUACCGUUCGCGAUAACCUCAAUCCAAUCUCAAUGCGCUCCUGGGUCCACCAGGUACGCUCUCGUCAUCCGCAAGUUCUUGCGGACUCAAGGUUCACUCUGAUUCCCGCAUCUAUGCCAGGGUCAACAAUGGUAUUUCCCGAAGACUGCACUCAUGCUGAGAGACCAUCAUCUGACCUGUUCGCGCUAUGUUGUUUGAAUGACGUGCGAACUCUGGGAAUUCCAAGUUAUUCGCGUAACCCGGGUUUCCCUUUUCAGUGUGUAGGAGCACCCAAAUGGCUCUUCACAAAGGCGGUUCAGAAAUUUGAUAAGAAUUGCUUUUCACUCACUGGAAAUCCUACAGUCGCCUAUUGGAAUACUACCACUCCUGAGACAGUCAAAGCUCUUACCGGUUCGGCAAGGGCAAUCGGCCCUGUUUUCCCAGAUGUCGGGUCUGAUUACUACAACACGGAGGCCAUAUUCUCUUGCGUGAAGCGGUGGUUCGGCGACGAGUCUUACUACACCGAGAACCCUCAGUUUUGCCUCGAUAAUCCAGAGCUUGAUCGACAGAAUAUGGCAACCAGGGCGGACGAGCUCAUCAGGAUUGCGGAUCGCUUGGGUAUACCACCCAAUGAGAGAAGGACGAGCCACGAGACCAUGUUGAUUGAGUGGGAUGGUAUGGAAACACAAUUGAAGUCGCUUCGAAAGAAGGGAAAGUUGAAGCGGCUCGCUGCGCCGGAAUAUUAUACACCUCCAGCCAAGCGCGCACAACCUGUCGAACCAACCUUGAGCUCGCACAUUAAAGGGGAGAUUCUUCAAACUAUCAAAGGCCUUGCAGCUUCAUCGUGCGACUGGGACAAGCUGCUAAAGGAUCUUGAAACUCCAGCCCCAACAAUUAAAGCAAUUCACGAGUCAUUCUCCCAUGUGCGUUUGUUUGUAGCAGAGUCAGAGAAGAUACUACAGGAUACGAAUGAUGGCAAUGGAGAAGGAGAUCUGGACCAUGUCAUUCGACUGGUGUUUCGAGCCGAGGGACUUUUCGGGUCGGGAGUAGAAGCAAUGGACUACGAGUCAAAAUGGGACCAACACCGCAACAGGCUUUCCCAGCUGUUUGGACAGCCAACGGGGAAGGCUAUGGAAGCUGUUUUCAGACUCCGGAAUACUCCUGACGCGUUCAGUAUCAUUCUUCCCCAGAUUCAGGUUUUGGCAGAAUCUUCUUUGAUCAAAGACCAAGUCGAGGCCUUCAAGAAGAUCGAGGCACUACUGGGACAGCCGCCGACCGAGAUCGAUGAUCAGACAGCUUCGGGGAGAAAUGAGGGACAAUAA